UGAUCUCAUUGAAGUUCAGUUUGUCCGCGUCGGCGGGAAAGACUCAGGAGUAUAAAAGGCGGGAUGGACGUCCGCCUCCUCUCUUUCCAUAACCCGCCAUGUCGUCUAUCGGGCAAUCAGUCGAAAAAGUUUUCACUACUAUGACCUCUAAGAAUUCCAAAGUCGUGGACUUGCAGCGAGACAUACUGGAACCGCGAACCAGUCAGCCUCUGACAACGGAUCAUGGUGUCAAGGUGGCUGACACGGACAAUUGGCUCAAGAUCAUCGGCUCCGACUCCGAGUCAAAGUCCGAGUCAAAGAAGAACGGCCCUUCGCUCCUUGAGGAUCAAAUUGGGCGAGAGAAGAUACACCGCUUUGACCACGAGCGGAUCCCAGAGCGUGUAGUGCAUGCCCGCGGUACCGGUGCUCAUGGCCAUUUCAAAGUAUUUGACGAUCGCGCUUCGAAAUACACAUUCGCCCCUGUCCUGACGGAUUCCUCGAGGACGACUCCUGUCUUCGUCCGUUUCAGCACUGUUCAGGGUUCGCGUGGCAGCGCUGACACCGUCCGCGAUGUCAGAGGGUUUGCGGUCAAGUUCUAUACUGAAGAAGGCAACUGGGACAUCGUCGGAAAUGACAUUCCCGUUUUCUUCAUUCAGGAUGCCAUUAAAUUCCCUGACUUCGUUCACGCUGUGAAGCCAGAGCCUCACAACGAAGUGCCUCAAGGCCAGAGUGCCCAUAACAACUUUUGGGAUUUUGUGGGACUGCAACCUGAGUCUGCACAUAUGGUGAUGUGGGUCAUGUCUGAUCGCGGCGUUCCACGGUCCUUCCGCAUGAUGCAAGGAUUCGGGGUGAACACCUUCACGCUAGUGCCUGCAGAAGGUGAACGCUACUUUGUCAAGUUUCACUUCAUCCCGGAGUUGGGGGUCCACAGCCUUCUUUGGGAUGAAGCCCUCAAGAUCAACGGCCAAGAUCCCGAUUUUCACCGUAAGGACUUGAGCGAGGCCAUCGAAAGCGGUGCAUACCCAAAGUGGAAGUUCGCCAUUCAGACAAUCCUUGAGUCCGACCAGCACACAUUCGAUUUUGACAUCUUGGACGCCACCAAGAUCUGGCCGCAGGAAUUGGUACCUCUUCAGGAGAUUGGCGAAUUAGUUCUCGACCGUGUUGUCGACGAAUUCUUCCCAGAAACCGAGCAGGUCGCAUUUUGCACCAGCCACGUCGUUCCAGGAAUAGGAUUUAGCGACGAUCCUCUUCUGCAAGGUCGAAACUUCUCGUACUUUGAUACCCAGAUCUCUCGUUUGGGUGUCAACUGGGAGGAGCUUCCAAUUAAUAGACCUGUAUGUCCUGUAUUCAACCACAAUCGUGACGGGAAGAGCAGGCAUCGUAUCGUUAAGAGCGAAGUCAACUAUUGGCCCAACCGCAAGGAUAUUGGACGCCCAGUUCCUGAGGAGAAAGGUGGAUACGUCGAAUAUGCAGAGCGUCUUGAGGGUAUCAAACAGAGGGCGCGCGGGCCGAAGUUUCAGGAACACUUUAAUCAUGCUCAACUUUUCUAUAAUUCGCUCGCCGCGUAUGAAAAGGCCCACCUCGUCAGCGCUAUCGGCUUCGAACUUAGUCAUUGCGAGGACCCGGACGUUUACAGGUCCUAUAUCAACGUUCUGAACAACAUUGAUUUCGACCUGGCAAAGGCAGUCGCCGUUCAGGUCAAUGGCGAUGUGCCGAACAAGCCUGGUCGUGUUAAUAAUGGGCAAAAGAGCGAGGGUCUUUCGCAGCUUGACUUCUUGCCCAAGGAGCCUACCAUCGUCUCAAGGCGCAUUGCCAUCCUGAUCUCGGACGGUUUCAACGCUGUUGAGAUGCAAGCUGUGAGGGCUGCUCUCACGAGUGCAAAGGCUGUUUGCUAUCUUAUUGGUCCUCGUCGUAACCACAUUCGUCCAAUGGCCGGUCAGGACCUCGGUCCAGAAGUAUUCGCCGAUCACCACUUUGACAGCCAGCGUUCAACACUGUUUGAUGCCAUCUAUAUCCCUUCCGGCGAAGAGCAUGUGAAAAGCCUUGCAAAGAAUGGUCGCGUGGUUCACUGGGUAAGGGAGGCAUUUGGUCACUGCAAGGCUAUCGCUGCCGUUGGUGAAGGUGUUGAUUUCCUCCGCGAGGUUGUUAGACUGCCUGCCAGUGUUGAUUUAUUCACCCCUUCGCGCGUCCAAGGCACCGAUGAAGUUGUCACAUCUUACGGCGUCGUGACUACAGGGAAGUACAGCGCCUCCUCUGCUGUCACAGAUGUGCUCAAUAUCGCUGCGGACACGAGAGGUUUCGCUUCCAACUUCGCGUUCCAAAUUAGCCAGCACAGGUGUUAUGAGCGAGAAUUGGAGGGGCUGACUCAGCAGGUUGCGUUCUAGUCUUAUCGCAUACGUAAUGACAGCUGUCAAUGCAACGUGUAUUAUCUCCGCAGGAAUCUCGUGCCGCUCUCAAGGA
Molecule: messenger RNA, 2439 nt
Organism: Suillus fuscotomentosus
Lineage: Eukaryota; Fungi; Basidiomycota; Agaricomycetes; Boletales; Suillaceae
Product: catalase-like domain-containing protein
Exons: 7
Coding region: 99-2363 (754 amino acids)
Biological process (GO): response to oxidative stress; hydrogen peroxide catabolic process
Cellular component (GO): cytosol
Molecular function (GO): catalase activity; heme binding
Source: RefSeq, a predicted model, not a curated record